Molecule: messenger RNA, 1110 nt
Organism: Manihot esculenta (cassava)
Lineage: Eukaryota; Viridiplantae; Streptophyta; Magnoliopsida; Malpighiales; Euphorbiaceae
Product: putative elongation of fatty acids protein DDB_G0272012
Exons: 1
Coding region: 137-988 (283 amino acids)
Biological process (GO): fatty acid elongation, polyunsaturated fatty acid; fatty acid elongation, saturated fatty acid; fatty acid elongation, monounsaturated fatty acid
Cellular component (GO): endoplasmic reticulum membrane
Molecular function (GO): fatty acid elongase activity
Source: RefSeq, a predicted model, not a curated record
ACAGUCAGCCAGCUGCUACACUCAUCACCUCUCACAUUAAAACUUGAACUUCAUUACUUCCACAUUUCCACAUAUCCUCUCAAUAUUCUUCCCUCUAAAAACCCUCCACCACCACCACCACCACCAGAGAGCCGCCAUGGAGUUCCUUCUCCAAACUAACAAGUAUAUUGUAGGUCACCACCUUAGCAAGACACGAUUUUUUCCGACCAUCCAAUACUGGUUAGCAGACCAUCCAAAUAUCCAAAACUUCUCAUGGAAACAAGGUGAAACUCCAGGCUCUUCUCUCCUCUUCCUUUCUCUCACUGUUAUCUCUUAUCUCUCUCUCACUUAUCUCUUCUCUCACACAACCCUAAUCUCCUGCAGCCGCCGUUUCCUCAAAAGCCUCACAGCCAUUCAUAGCUUGAUCCUCCUUUCACUUUCCUUCGUUAUGUCCCUUGGUUGCACUCUCUGCAUCAUCCUCAUCGCUCCAAAUGUGGACUACCUCAUUUGCUUCCCUCAAAAAACCCCACCAACUGGUCCUCUCUUUUUCUGGGCUUACAUAUUCUAUAUCUCCAAGAUUUAUGAAUUCAUGGACACCCUUUUGAUCAUCUUGAGCAACUCCACCAGACGGCUUACUUUCCUCCAUGUCUACCACCAUGCAACGGUGGUGGUGAUGUGCUAUAUCUCUUUGCACACUUCACAGUCUAUGUUCCCUGGAGUUCUCGUCACUAAUGCUGCUGUCCAUGUGAUAAUGUACUUCUAUUACUUUCUGUGUGCUCUAGGGAUUCGUCCAAAGUGGAAAAAAAUUGUCACAGAUUGCCAGAUUUUGCAAUUCUUUUCAAGCUUUGGGAUCAUGGGUUUGAUAUUUUACUACCAUUUUACUGGACAAGGCUGCUCUGGUAUCUCGGGUUGGUGGUUCGAUGCUGUUUUCAUUACUUCUCUUUUGCUUCUGUUCCUUGACUUCCAUGCUAAGACCUACUCUAAGAAGAAGAUCACCAAGGAAAAUUAAUUAAUUUCUCAUUCUUGAUUUGUUGUUAAUCAUUCUUAGGAUUAGAAAAUUCUCAUGUCCACUAAGGUGUGUAUGCACCUGACCAAUAAAAAAUUAAAAAAAAAAAUAUAUAUAUAUAUAUA